UCCACAUAGAGCAGACUAAUAUUACAUGUAUGUAAUUAACAAGUGUUUUAAUUUCUCACUUUUGUCUAUUAAAAACACAUAAUUACUUAUCUAGGUACUCUUUUAUUUAUUUGACUUUGGCACUUUUGGCUUUUGAUCCAAUUUAGCAGUUUUGACUUUUUAUUGAGGAUGCAAAAAGCAGAUGAAAAGGUUUAGCUAAUUAAACAUACAUAAAAAACUGCUCAGUAAAUUCAUGAGAUAAGGAGUAAAUAAACCAAGCAAAGACAGCACUGAACCCUGUUCACUUAGAGACUAAUCAGGGGCUCCACGCACUUCCAGCACAACACUGACGCGUCGUCACAGCCACCACAGAUGGAGCAUUCAUCACCCAGCUCAGUUACACAUAUGCGGAGCAUCCUAAACAUCCCGGCCCAGUCAGCAGGGCACGCCUCCUCACACCACACGAGGCCCGAGACUAAAAAACCUCCAUGUCCACUCGUGCAGCAGCAGCUACUGCUGUUCCUUACAAAAAGAGCCUCCAUGUGACAUCAUGUGUUGUUUAGCUGAGAGACGCCGGGAAUUUGCUCGACCGCUCACAGGCUGUCUGUGCAGAAGCAUCAAAUAGCUGCAAAACAAUGACCUCACUUCCUUUGGUUCGCUGUAACUUAAUAUUCUCCCUCCAACCUGACCUCCGAGUUUAAUAUGUUUGGAAAUAUGAUAAAUAAUCCACGUUAUAGAUUUCAAAUGUUUUGCAAAGUUUGUCCAAAUAAUGUUUUUGUGCUGAAUACUGAUGCUAUUAUAAGGUUUUCUUUUCACUCAUGAAUUGAUCUGUUGAAAGAAAAACGUAAUGUAGCCGUAUUAUGACGCAGCCACCACCGUGCUUUAGUGCUUAACUCUGAUUUUCAUUAUGAUAAAAACUAUCUGAACUCAUUAAUCCUUAAAAGCUCAGGUGAAGCAACCAGGUCAAAAAGGUCAUUCAACAACCAAAAUAAAGUGUUAAAAGAGUUUGAAGUAUGUGCAUUUUAGUAAAAUUGAGAUAUAUUACAGAAUUACUUUGCAGUAUCCUAUUAAUCACAAAAACGUGCACUGCUUGAAGUUUAACUACUUCUGUGUCUGACAGGUAAUAAAUCUUAUGGGGAACUUUUCCUCUCUGAGAUGUUAAAUCUGAGGAUUUGAAGCUGCAAAGAUUUUUCUUUAGACCUAAUUCUGAGAAAUGUUUCAGCAAUGGAGGAAAAACUGUUGGUGUUGGCUUGAAGUUGGAAAAUUAAUCGACAAGAAGAUGAGUUUGUGACCCUUUCACGCUCCAGCUGUUGUCUCAAACACUAAAGAAAAGAACAGUUAAAGCUCCUGUUCUGGAGUUUGAAACGGCGCUGGCAUCCUCUCUUGUUCUACGCAGCUCAGGAGGAGUGAUAAUAAGAAAAGCUGCCAGUUCUGCUUGUCUGAUAGCUGUGAAAAAAUAAACAAAAUUCUCGCUGCAGGAUGUUGGGUCAUAGUGAGGGCUCUGAGGAAGCCAAAGUGAGUCAGUCAUCCUCCAGCGUCCUACAGUCGAGGUUGUUUCUGUGAGAUGAGGCUGAAACGGGCUGAUGACUCGUUGUCACUAUUUUUAUUCUACAUUACUGCAGUUGUUGUAUCUGUGGAUCUGGAACAAUCAGACCUAUCACGAGGAAAAAGUUUGGACUCACUCAGAGAGGCGGCGGGCAGCAAACGGUUACCUCACAGCAGCUCCUGGUUGUCAGGGGAUCUAAACACAACACACCAUGAGGACAUACCACCAAGAAUAGGCACGACAGAGCGCUUGACUCUCAGCAAGCCCAAUGGCGGAGGAACCAAAAAGAAAGGAGUUUCUGCUGGUGGAUGGCUCUGGUGCAGCAAAAAUGACUGCACACAGAUGGAUCUGUCAGAGGACGGACGGCGCCUGUGCCUGGACAAGCGGGGAAAAGGAGAGGAAGGGUGGCCUGCAGUGGGAGCUGCCAGGCUCUCCUCCUACCAGCGUUCCUGUUUCCUCCAGGAGCAGCAGCAGCAGCAGAGAGAGAGGGGAGAGCUGCGUGUGGCUACACCUAAAUCUGCGACAGAGCAGAGGGAACCGAACACCAGGGAGAGGAAAAGAGGGAACUCACGGGUCUUUCCAUGUCAGGGAUGGGAGCCGGGCCAGGUCCAGGAGCAGCAGGGCAGCCGAGGAGGCAGAGAUGGCUGCCUCCCGUCCACGAUCAUGCCUCGAUUACAACGAGCCAAGUUGGGCAAGCAGCCAAGAUGUCUAACAGAUGCACAGAGCUCCCCUGUUAACAGCACCCACCCAGCCCACCCGCCUGCCUGUCCUUCCUCGCUGUGACUCUCCAAACCUCCCCACCCUCCCACUUCUCUGCUCCGGCUCCCCCUCUAAAGCACUUGCUCCUUCCCCUCCUCACUCAUCCUAGGAGCAUGCAGCUUGAAUCCUACUACUCUGGCCACACAUCUGACACCAAAACACCACUAGAAACAGCUUUUCAUGCUCCUGCAGGCAGAAGGCAGCAUAUCCACUCACUCACUCACAAACGUAGAGAUGUUUUCAGUCAUAAAAAUGAUUUUUAAAGCCGUUUGUUCUUUCUGUGAGGGAUUGGACAGCAGAACUGAGCAAUACAACAACUAAUCAAGCAAAUCAAGUGUUCUGUUUAGUAAAAUCCUGUCAUGGUUUUUCUUUUACUUUUGUAUUUUGAUAUUUUAUAAACUUUUGCUUUGAAAUUAUGCAACUUUAGACCAAUAUAUGUUUUUUGUUUGAUUUUUAUACAGAUUUAGGUUUUUCCGCCUUUGUUAUCUCUUAAAAAAAACUAAUCCUAAUCCUGACAUAAUCUCACCAGCAAAAACACCCCUGUACCAAACUCAGUGUCUCAUGUGCUGCUCAUUUCCACAGAGGUUUCAGCAGCUGCUCCCUCCAGCUCCAGGCUACACGUUCCAAAUACUAAACAGGCUUCCUAAAGACGGCAGAAGGGGGUCGCGGACAAAAGAUUUCCCACAAUUCAUUAUACGUGGCACGCUGCCUGUCGCCAGGUCUGAGAACUAAGGGACCAUGGUGGGAAAAUGGCCUGUGAAGAUCUGCAGCAGCACAAAAAUCAGUCACAAGUUCUCUCUGCACCAAAAGAUUUUAUUAAGCUGACUCGUAUUGAUGAAAAUGACGUGUCAGCUCGAGUCCACAUGUUGGAUUUAGUUCAGGGUUAACGUUUUAAAAUGAUAUUACCUGCAAACAUGAUGCCCGAACUUCACUUUUAAUCCACAGUUUCAGCCUUGCAAACACAAAAGUAGUGAAUCGUGUGUUUUAUAAUAGAAGAUUAUAUUCGUGGGACGUCGUUGAGAACCAGAGAAGUCCUUGAAAGACCUCUGACAGUUUUGAACAGACUCUGAUUCAAGGCCACAGUUUGAUUCUGCCUCCAGCUGGGUAUUGUGUGGCUUUUAGGCGUAAUUGCUCCUCAAUUUGAGGUCAUUUUUGAUCCUUUAACGACUGUUUCUGUGUGAUUUUGGUCAUUUUUCAGCUCAUUUUGAACUAAGUUGGGUUUCAUUUACUGACAACGGUUUUGAUUUAUGCAUGUCUGCGUGCAUCUGAUUUUAGUCUCAGUUCGGUCAUUUUUCAUCUGUUUUAAAAAAAGAUGAUCACUAUUUAUUGUUUCCCUGCGAGUCUGCAUGCAGCAUUUGCUAAUUUAGGCCAUGCAUCAUAAUUGUCUUCUAUUUUCAAAUGUUUUAAUUUAUUUUAUGUCUCAUCAUGAAUAAUUGUUGCACGUCUUUGGAGGCAGACAUCUUUUUAUGUUGAGGCCUUUGUCGCACAUUUAUGGUUUGUAUUUCUUCAGAAUUGUCUCAUUUUAGUUGUCUACACUCUCCAGAUAAGUCACACUGGUUGUUUUAUUCCUGUUGAUGAUUUCUGGAAUUGUGGGUUUUUGCAAGGAUAAUUUUACGAUUAUUCAGGCGACGGUGGCACAGGAGUUCAGUGCUUGCCCCGUAAUCAGAAGGUUGCAGGUUCGAGCACCGCUCAGUUUGUCGCUAUCGUUGUGUCCUUGGGCAAGACACUUAAGCCCCCUUGCCUGCUGGUGGGGGUCAGAGGGACCGGUGGCACCAGUGCUCGGCAGCCUCGUCUCUGUCAGUGCGCCCCAGGGCAGCUGUGGCUACAUUGUAGCUCAUCCCCACCGGUGUGUGAAUGUGUGUGUGAAUGGGUGAAUGACUGAUUGUGUUGUAAAGCGCCUUGGGGGGUUCCAGGACUCUAGAAGGUGCUAUAUCAAAUACAGGCCAUUUACCAUAAAUUUGUUUUAAGAGUCAGAUAUAAGGUUAAUUUCUAAAAAAAUAAAAUAAAAUAAACAAGCAUUUAGACUUAUAAAGAAGGUGAACUGUGAAUUUAAAAAAAUCUUUCCUCUUAAUUGUUUAGAUUUUGCAAAUAAACUGCAAAAUAAAACAAAAAAUAAUAAUAAAAUUACCGCAAUGUCAUUAACUGUCCACAUGAUGGCGCCAAAUUACCAUAAGCUGAACCACGACCUUGAUUAGAGUGCGUUUCAAAAUAAAUCUUUAUCUAUUUAACAAUAAACAUUUAGUUAACAACUGAAACAAAUUUGUGAAGCUAGCUGUAAUGUGUAUCAGAAAACAACAAUAAUGACCAACUCUCUCUCUCUCUCUCUCUCUCUUUUCAUCCUUUCUUCCCCUUCUCCAUUCCCUCUUUUUUGUACAUGUAUAUUUUACCCCUUUAGUUUUUGUCCGUAAAGCUUGUAGGAAAACAAAGAAAACCUUCUGAGGGGUUUGAGAAGACUUGAGAUUCUUGGUGUGAUUUAAAGUUUAGAUGUAAAUUUUGACUCCGUUCACGAAAACUCAACCGCCAACGAAGUUGGCAGACUUUCCUUCUUCACUUCAGGGGCGGAGCUUCAGGGCAGGGAGCCCCCGGCCAGGUCUUGGGCCCACCCCUGCGACAAGGAAGACGAGAGGGAACGGCGCCUCUAACACAAACGAUGGACAAGCACUCCCAUAACUUGUGUUCAGAGGAAAAUGAGCUCCGUUCUUAAUGAUUCCUCUCAUGCAUUUAUUUAGGGUUUAUUUAGGUCGCCCCAGUCCAGAUCGAGUCAUGGUUGCUAAAAACUUGCAACCGACUGACUUUAGUGAUGCAGUAGGUAGGGUUAGGGUAGGGUAGGUGUGGAUGGUGUUAUUGGUAGUGGAGGAAAGUCUUUCUUUUCAUGACCGUUUACAUUGGGAGAUUCUCACUGAAGGCAUCAAACCUAUGAUGUGGAGUUAAAAGGUGAAAUAACUGAAAACAUGUUUUAUUUUCCAUUUUCUUCAGAAAAGCCACCCUUUGCUCUGAUUACUGCUUUGCACACUCGUGGCAUUCUCUUGAUGAGUUUCUAGAGGCAGUCACCUGAAAUGGGUCUCCAACAGUCUUGAAGGACCCUCCUCCCAACCCCAGUGAUGCAGGUGUCUGGUUAGAACAGGCUGGACACUGAUCAAAGGGGCUAGCCUCUCCAGAGAAGAUCACAGCAACCUCCCUGAGCAGAACCCAGAGUCCAUCACUGUGGCAGACACCCAACAAAGAGCCUCAGGUCUGAAGAACUGGACAGCUCCAGGACCUGACAUGAUCCACCGAAGCCUGCUGGCUUAAGAAGCUCACUGCACUCCAUGAGUGUCUGGCAGCACAGAUGAAGCAGCUGCUAAAGGAUGGGACUCACCCUGAAUGGCUAACUGACUUGGCUAAUACCAAGGAGACGCCCUGUCCCCACUGCUGUUCUGCAGAGGUCAGAUCCCCGUCUACCAGAUAAUCCACAAGACUGGCCAUGGACAGCACCUCCUCUACAUGGAAGACCUCGAUCUCGUCAUCCAUAUAGAGGCGGUCUAAUCUUUAGGUGUUUGAAUCGCUCUUAGUCCGACCGCCUACCUGAGAGACCAUGUUGUCAUGGAGACCCUAACAGGGGCUAAUCAACCAGACUACACAGCUUCCAGGAAUGUGGAGGUCCUCAAACCCUCCCACCACGAUAAGGUGGCGAUUCUGCGGGAGGGAUGUUUUUGUUUUUUUUUUUUUGUCAUUUUAUUGUUUUUUUGUGUAUUUUAUAUAGUUUUUUUUACUCUACUUUAUUUUAUUUGAUAUAAAAUACAUACAGUUUACAAAAAUA
This is a messenger RNA of Nothobranchius furzeri (turquoise killifish), 6083 nucleotides long. Lineage: Eukaryota; Metazoa; Chordata; Actinopteri; Cyprinodontiformes; Nothobranchiidae. The record is from RefSeq and is a predicted model, not a curated record.